CCGUGGCAGGUCCCGGAUGUAUCGGUACACACCUCUGCAAGAUGGCGCCGUCAGGGUUUGGGUGAUCGAGAGAAUUAUUUAUUUCCAGACGGAAUCGAAGCUACUGCGCGCCGCCCGCUGCAACAAACGUUACCUAUGCAAGGAAGGAUGAGAAGUGGACACUGUUUCGUCGAGCCGGGUGCUUAACAGGUGUCCGUAGAAGUGAGAAGAGAGUAAACCAAAGAUGUCUGGGAGUCUAGCAGGAGGUGACCGGAGUCACUUCUGUCCCAGACUUCUGGACUAUAUUGUGAUCGUCGGAGCCAGAAAUCCAAACGGAAACAGCGCCGCACAGACACCAGAGCUGCUACGCAGGUACCCAGUGGAAGACCACGAUGAUUUCCCCCUCCCCCCGGACGUAGUUUUCUUCUGCCAGCCCGAGGGCUGCAUCAGCGCCGGCGUCAAACGGGUUUCCCUGCGGGAGGACAACUCCUUCGUCUUCUCCCUCACGGAGAAGGACUCCAACCGCGUACGGUUCGGAAUCUGCGUGAACUUCUACCGCCCCUUCGAGAAGAGGAACUCGACGGAGCACGGUCGCGGCGGCUGCGGCCCGGCGGGCGAACAGCCGACGCUGCAGAAGCCCAGGACUGACUCGAUAGACGGGGACGAUGAGGGCACGCCGCAGACACACAGGCGGAGGAGGAAGCAGGGCCGGGUGAGGAACAACACGCUCACGUCGCUCUGUAUCGUCAGCCACCAUCCCUUCUUCUCCACGUUCCGCGAGUGUCUGUUUAUCCUGAAGAGACUGAUCGAUGCCUGUAACCAGAGGACGGGAGGGAAGAAAGUCGGAGCUGCCAAGGGAACGUUUAGAAAUUCGGUCUGGGGCGUCCUGACGGGUAACCGUACGGAUGACAAGGCCAGCCUGGUGACGCACGAUGUCCGUGAGCUGGAGACGUGGAUCUGCCGACUUCUCAGCGCGCCGGUGUGCAUCCCGGGGAAGACGCGCGUGGAGGUGUCCAUCCUCCCCACAGACAUGCAGGCGCCCCUGACCUUCGCCCUGCCCGACGCACACAGGUUCUGUCUGGCUGACUUCCCCAUGCACCUCCCACUGGAGCUGCUAGGGGUCGAGACAUGCCUGAAAGUACUCACCUGCAUCCUGCUGGAACACAAGAUUGUACUCCAGUCCAGAGACUACAACGCCCUGUCCAUGAGUGUGAUGGCGUUCGUGGCCAUGAUCUACCCGAUGGAGUACAUGUUCCCAGUCAUCCCCCUCCUCCCCACCUGCAUGAGUUGUGCAGAACAGCUGCUGCUAGUUCCGUCCCCAUACAUUAUCGGAGUCCCCGCCAGCUUCUUCCUCUACAAGGCAGACUUCAAGCUGCCUGAUGAUGUCUGGCUCAUAGACCUGGACUCCAACAAGAUCACAGUGCCACGCUGUGCAGAUGAACUACCUCCCCUUCCUGAACCUGAGGGCACUCAGCUCAAGAACCACCUCAAACAGGCCCUGUCCAGUAUGAGCAUGGCCCCCCAGCCCAUCCUGAACCUGGAUAAGGUGCAGGAGGAGAGUCUGGCCGUGCCGGUGAGGAACGCUUCCCCCUCAACCCCUGAGAUGGGCUUCAACCCGCUCAUCUAUGGGAAUGAUGUGGAUUCUGUCGACAUAGCAACCAGAGUUGCGAUGGUGAAGUUCUUUACCUCCAAGAACGUGCUGGGUGACCACUGGGUGCACACACGCACCCUCAGACUCUACCCCCGGCCUGUGGUGGCCUUCCAGCUCGCUACCUUCCUCAAGUCCAGGGGCAAGCAGACCGACUUCAUCAAGAGACUGGCUGGGACACAGGCUGUGGAGUAUUUUGGAGAAUGGUGCCUGGCUCCAACAAACACAACCUUUCAGAGAAUACAAAACACUGUCCACGACCCAGUGUUGAUCGGGGACAAGCCCAAGUGGUACGCCCACCAGCUGGCCGCCGUGCAGUUCCACGUGUACGACGACAACUCCACCCUGGCCUCCGCGCUGGAGCUCGCCCUGACCGAGCAGGUGGACGACCAAUCAGAGCCGCCCACCGACGAGUCCGGCAGCGACACGGGCUCGGAUGUCAGCGAGGACGCGGGCGGAUCCACCACAAGUUCGUCCUAUUCGUCACUAAGUGACUUUGUGACGGACAUGAUAAACAGUGGCAUUAGUGGUACUACUCCAAGUGUUCCUGAGAUUGAGGUGGACAGAGAGGCCCUGGCUCACUGCUCUCCACCCAGUACAUUACAGGUUCCACCAAUGCUACAGGAGAGCCCCUCCCCCGUCACCAUGUCUCCCCACUCCACAGCCACCACACCCUCCCCGGAGUCUGAGAAACAAGCCAUCAACCCCAUGUUCCACGAAGAGGGAGACAGAGGAAACGACACAGAUGCAGACAUCGACUCGCUGAACUACGACUCAGACUCCAGCCACCCUUCCAAAACCGAUGCCUUGGAGUACAUCGCCAAGCAGGCUAAGGGCAGGCCUGAGCUGGAGACAGACAAUAACAACAUCCCCAAGUCCCGCCCGUACGGCCCGUCCAUGUCCAUGUACGAGCUGCCUGUACACGAGGGGGCGGGGAGGGGGGCAGGGCUGCCCAGUCUGGUGGAGAAAGUAGGUGACCCCCAGUCUGCGUGGUCGCUGGCCUCCAUCGCCAGCAAGAUUUCCAACCUGAAGAUCGACCAAUCCGAUGCUGAGUCCGUCUCCUCGGCCACCAGCAGCGACCGGAAUGGUUAUACACGUAUGAAAAGCAGCAUGAGUAGCUUUUUCUCAUUCGCAACAGAUAGCCUACAGAGGAGCAGUAGUGGAGUGUCCACCCUCAGCACCAGGUCCAGAGGCAGCGACGGAGGCAAGUCAUUCGGCCCCUUCCCAAGAGCUCCCAGCAGCAGGAAGGCGUUAGCAGACAAGUCCCUCAUCAGACACAGCAGCAGUCAGUCAUCCCUUAGGAGACCCCCUCCCCCCUCCAAGGGCAGCCCCCAGUCUCCCCCAGACUCCUCCAAGAUCAACAGCAGUGAAAACCAGCAGUUCCUGAAGGACGUAGUGAGCGGUGUGUUGGAGGGACAGGGUGUGGGCUGGCUGCAGCUGAAGAAGCUGCGGAGGCUGAUGGAGCAGGAGUCUCUGCGCAUGUUUGUCAUCAACCGCCUCCUGGAGAAUGCCGUCAGGGACGAGGAGAACAACAAGGACGGCAGAUACUCCGACCACAUCGAGGACGUGAAAGUGAGCCGUGCGGUGUACAAGGGCAUGUUGGCAGUGCUGAAGGCUUGUGUGGUGGGGCUGGAGCACUCACACGAGAACCAUGUCCCUGGUGGAGUAGCCAGUGCCUUUGGGGUGUUGGAGAUCGCCCAUACACACUACUACACCAAGGAGGUCCCUCAGCUGCCAAAGAGGAAAGAAGACUUUGAUAAAGAUGAAGACAAGGGGAGCAGGAGGAGGAAGAACUACGACACCAGGAGUCUGGAUGAGGAGAACAUGGUCGCAGCUCUAGCUUUGGAAUCCCCCACCUUCAUUCCACUGCCCAGCAUUUCCCUCCCAACUCUUGACCAUUGGCUCCCCGAAUCAGUCCUGUGGGGCAGCUCCUGGAUACCUAAGACAGCUUCUUCCGUCGUCGGUAGUUUGUUGAAAGGCGUCUCUAAGGGGGAAAAGUCUGAUGACGAAACAACCAUAUAUUGGGGAGCGUCCUCUCGCGCUUCCCGUAACCCAGUCUGGACUGCCACUUACCGGUAUAAACCAGGGAGUGACGGUUUUGAGGUUGUUGAAAAACCUGAGGGGUCGACAACAUCUGGUGAGGACAAGGAGUCGGACAGGGAGAGCAUCAUAGAAGGGGCAGAGGGCAUUGAUGAAGACAUCAAGUCAGCAGAAGACCUUCUUUACAUCAAACAGAGGAGAAAAAUGAACAAAAACAACAGUGUUGACUCUGAUACAGUGUCAGAGUCCAGCACUCUUGUUAGCAACAGUUCGGAGACUCUUGCUAAUGACAGUGACUACAGCACGGCCAGCAAUGAGAACCUGUGGCCACAGAGAAUCAACCACCACUCCAUCCGGGCAGCCGUGUCAGACAGCGAGAUCGAGAGAACUGGGGGGCAAAUGUCCCCUGGUCGCAGAGCCCCCACCACCACGUGGCACAGUAAGAGUACUCUCAGUAAAGGCUUCCGCUACAGGAACGGUCAUCUCAUCAGCACAGCAGGAUCCACUCAGGACGGCAUCGAGAGGCAUUACAUCUUUGAGGGACUUAUAGGCCUGGAACGUACCAGCAUCUGGGACCAGAUUCCGUUCUGGGAUGAAGACAGUGAAAUUUCCACCCCCACGAUCCUCACCCCUGAUGGAAAGGAGCGUUCCCAGCUGUGGGAGAACAUGCAGUUCUGGGAGGACGGCUUCCUGGACCUGGUGGCACAGGAGAGGGAGCUGGUGGGCAUGGACCAGGCACCAGCUGACAUGAUUGACAGGUACAAGGCCAUGAGUGCUGAGGACAGAAAACGUCUGGAGGAAGAUGAGGACAAACUCCUGUCAACCCAGUUGUUCAACCUGGUGGCCUACAUGGUCUCCAUGCAGGUGAGUAAGAACGAGUGUCGCAGGAAGGUGAGGAGGCUGCUGGGAAAGUCUCACAUCGGGCUGCUGUACAGUCAGGACAUCAUGGACGUGUUGGACCAGAUCAACAACCUGCACGGAAAUGACAUUGACCUGAAGCCCUACAGCAGCAGAUACAUGAGGAAACAGACGUUUGUGGUCCAUGCAGGCACAGACACACGGGGAGACCUACUCUUCAUGGAGGUGUGUGAUGAUGCGAUUGUGCUGAGGACUGGGAAUGGACAGAUCCAGGAGAGGUGGUGGUACGAGAAACUCAUCAACAUGACCUACUGCCCCAAGACCAAGGUGCUGUGUCUCUGGAGGAAGAAGGACAACCAGACACAGCUCAACAAGUUCUACACCAAGAAGUGCAAGGAGCUUUACUUCUGUGUGAAGGACAGUAUGGAGAAGGCUGCUGCCAAGCAGAAUGGGAAGAAGCCAGGGUACAGCCUUCUAUCCAGGCUGAUAGGAGAGCUACCCAUGGAAGAUGUACAUGGAAGGAACAAGGAUGGUCCAGAGCUGGGAGGAGAGUUUCCUAUCCAGGACAUGCAGACGGGGGAGGGGGGCCUCCUACAAGUCACGCUCGAGGGAAUCAACCUCAAGUUCAUUCACACCCAGGAGCUGGAGGCCUUCAUUGAACUGAAGGACAUCCGGAAGUGCAACACAGAGAAGGGCGUGUUUGUUCUUGAACAGUUUGAUUCCCAGACAAGACAAGUCACCGUUAGAAAAUACAAAUCCGCAAUGGCAAAUGAAAUCUGCUAUGCAGUACUCUGUGUGUUCUCCUAUGUAGCAGCAGCUAAGAGCCAGGAGAAGAGGGAGCUAGAAGCCAAGUCCCCUGUCAAGUAGACUCAACUCUUUAAACCAACAGAGUAAAGUACGGGUUUUGUUUACAGGCCAACAAUUCU
Molecule: messenger RNA, 5451 nt
Organism: Branchiostoma belcheri (Belcher's lancelet)
Lineage: Eukaryota; Metazoa; Chordata; Leptocardii; Amphioxiformes; Branchiostomatidae
Product: MAP kinase-activating death domain protein-like
Exons: 38
Coding region: 224-5392 (1722 amino acids)
Biological process (GO): regulation of apoptotic process; regulation of Rab protein signal transduction
Cellular component (GO): cytosol
Molecular function (GO): guanyl-nucleotide exchange factor activity
Source: RefSeq, a predicted model, not a curated record